Messenger RNA from Labeo rohita (rohu), 1057 nucleotides. Its product is annotated as urokinase plasminogen activator surface receptor. The coding region runs from base 3 to 629 and encodes 208 amino acids. Lineage: Eukaryota; Metazoa; Chordata; Actinopteri; Cypriniformes; Cyprinidae. The transcript is spliced from 5 exons. The record is from RefSeq and is a predicted model, not a curated record.
CUAUGGCGCUGCACAUUACUCUGCUUCUCACCACUGUUUUUUUCUCCAAAGCACUGACUCUGAGGUGUUACGGAUGUAUAACAGAUUCAACUGGAUCAUGCACACAAACUGUAACCUGUCCAUCUCGUUGUGGCGCCACGACCACAAACAUAUACGUAGAUGGCAGAAAAGUGGGCAACAGCAGUGCAAGGUCUUGCGCAGAUCCUGUUUUGUGUGUUACUGGGAGCAUGAAUUCUGGACAAAGCAAAGUGACUCUCAACUCCCAAUGCUGUACUACAGAUUCAUGCAACAGUGUAAAUGCACCAGAUUUGCCACAAAAGCCUCUUAACGGGAAGAAAUGUUUCACCUGCAAUGCCACUACAGACUGCACACGUACACUGGCUUGUGAGGGUGAUGAGACUCAGUGCUUUGUUACAACAGCUGAUGUCGAUGGCAAGAAGGUGACCACGAAAGGAUGUUCAAGCAAGCUGCUGUGUGGGAACGGGACGCUGGCACUGGGAUUACCUGUACAGUCCUAUGGCUUUGGUACUUACAUGAAAUGUUGUGAGGGAAACCUGUGUAAUGGUGCUCAGAGCUUGAGAGUUUUUUUCCUGAUGCUGGUACCACUUCUCUCUCUAUUAGUCUUCUGAUAUGUGCUAUCUUUCAGUUUUUGUUUUUAGAGUUUUGCUCUUAAAAACACUUCUUUGUGUUCUGGUACAUGCUGAAUGCAUUUCUGUACUUUCAUUUCAACAUAUACUGUAACAACUGUCUUUGCAAAACAUCUCGAUAUCUAGACCUAUCCACCUUAUUCUUCAACUGGGAAGAUUUCCGGUUCAUUAUCCGCUAUAAGGAAAUAACGAGAAGAAUAACAAAGAGGAGUAAACCGUAAAACUGUUUGCACUACAAACCAGUACGUUCAUAAUUAAGAUAAUACAUAUAUAUGGUAACACAAAUGUACAAUAUCACGCAGCAAAACAAGCUGUUUUGUACAGCUAAAAGUGAGCCACAGGUGAUCGACAUCAAAGUAAACAAAAAAUCCACCUUAUUGGCCCUUUUCACAUACUUAGACACGUUUCCA